AUGCCGACAAGAACAGAAUACAACGCUCACUUGUCCUCAUGCCAGAUGUCUUUUACACCCGACUUGCUUCCUCUCUUCGACCCAUCCACAGCCGAUAGCCUGGGCUUGUCGGAUGGCGACACAGCGUGGAUGUUCGAGCCGGAUGCCGACCCGGCACACGAGCAAAUGCAGUUCACCGACCUGGGCUCCACUGACAUUCAAAUCCCCGAUGUCCCCGACCUAGAACUUCUACCAUCGGGAGACAUUCACAUGCACGCAGACACCGACGCAGAUCUCGGAGCCAGACGAGAUUCACCGGGAGGUUACCAGACGUCGAAUGGCUCCUCUUUGUCUGUGCCCGCAUCUCGAUCUACGUCCGCUUCGUCACCGUCGUCGUCCUCGGUGGCUUAUCCUGGCUUCCCUCUCCCAUUUCAGGCAAUGACACACACGGGACAACGCCAAGGUAACCUUUGCACGUCUCAGAGAUGCCUCAGUGCAGCUCUUCGCAUCCUAACGGCCCUGCACAUUGCCCACUCGGCAUGCCUGAGUGCGCAUAGAGAGGACCCCACAAUCCCGCAGACCCGGAAGAUGGAAACGGUGCUGUCCAUGAACAAGGAUGUCAUCGCCGCAAUGGGUCCAAUUUUGGCUUGCUCCUGCUCGGCCAAGUCGCUGGUGCAGCUGCCGCUGCUUAGCAUCUGCGGUAAUCUCAUUGCCUGGAACAGGGCAAUGAUCAGCGCCAGUAUCAACCAAGGCGACGAUCCAUUUUUGCCGACAACCGCCUUGUGUGCUGGCCCCACCAAGGCGCCCGAGGCCCGGGUCUUGCCUCAACCCAUCACUAUCGGCCAGCACCAGAUCAGCGGUAAACUCGGCCGAGCUCUCCAUAACCAGGUCAUGGCUGGCGAAUUGCGUAUUCUCGAAGGCCUGGUCGACGCUCUGUCCCGCCGCUUUGGCGAGACAUCAGGGUCAGACGGCGCCUCCGGCACCUCUCCUACCGCUGCACAUGCGAGGAAUGUCAACGGUCGCGAGACUACUGCCCAGGAUACCCAUUUGUUGCAGUCGAGAGGUCUCCCCCCCAACGUGCACCGUCAUAUCAUCUCGUCACUACGUACACGACUGGAGCAUACACGGGGUAUGAUCUUUUCUCAUGGCUAG
Molecule: messenger RNA, 1131 nt
Organism: Colletotrichum spaethianum
Lineage: Eukaryota; Fungi; Ascomycota; Sordariomycetes; Glomerellales; Glomerellaceae
Exons: 1
Coding region: 1-1131 (376 amino acids)
Biological process (GO): aflatoxin biosynthetic process; regulation of DNA-templated transcription
Cellular component (GO): nucleus
Molecular function (GO): DNA binding
Source: RefSeq, a predicted model, not a curated record